UGAAAUACCACGUGCUCGGAUUUGUGCAUGGGAUUUAAAACACAUGAGAAUUCCGAAGUUUUCAACAGAGCAUAACAUUUGAAGUUACCACUGAACGAGUUCAAUUUUCAACAUGGGGAGGAAGAAAGAUCUGAACGAGCUGGGUAAACGUGGUCCUGGCAGAAAAUCGAAGAAACAAGGGGCGCCAGAGAUGCCACAAUAUCUCAAAAGUCAAGAUGAUGAAUCUGAGAAACGACUUGGCCGUAGAUCGCGACAAAGAGUUGUCAAGAGGGUCCAGCAACAACGUCAGCAAUUGAACAAACAAAAAGAACAGCAGCAAAAACAGCAGCAGCAAAAACAGCAGCAGCAAGAACAGAAGAAAACAAAAGUGGAGAAGGCAACGCCAGGCAGCGCCAGAAAGAAACCUGUGACCGAGAUGGACAGUGACGGAGAGGGAAGUGACGGGGGAUGGAGCGAUGAUGGAGAGUGGCUAGAUGAUGAGGUAGAAGAAGGCGAAGAGGAGGAAAGCGAAGAGGGGAGUGAGAAGGAAUCAGAUGAAGAAGAUAUUGAGUAUGAUUUUGACGACGAUGAUGAUGAUGAUGACGACGAUGAUGAAGAAGACAUUGAAGAAGGAGAAAGUGAUGAAGAGGAAUUUGCCGACAGCGACGACAUGGAAGAGAUUGCCGCCAAAGGCUUCAUCAAUGACAACAAAGAGCGGUUGACUCCUGCAUCCUCCAAAAAACCCAAGGCUACUCCAAAGACGAAGAAAGCUCCUUUGAAUCUUCUGGAGGGAGACAGUGAUGCCUCAAGUGAAGAUGACGAUGCUGCUAAAGGCUACACUGAUGAUAACAAAGAGUGGUUGACUCCUGCAUCCACCAAAAAAGCCAAGGGUACGCCCAAGAUGAAGAAAGCUCCUUUGGAUCUUCUGGAGGGAGACAGCGAUGAAGACGAAGAAAAUGAGGAAGUUGAAGAGGAAGAUGAUGACAGCUAUGAUGAAGCUGAUAGUGAAGAUGACUCUGAUGAUGAAAUGCCUGCUGAUGACUUUGGACCGAUGGGAUCUGAUUCUGAUUCUGAUUCUGAUGAAGACGACAGUGAUGAGGCAGAAGACGACCAAGAUGACAGUGACUUGCUCCCCAUUGAGAAGGCCUCCAAGAAGCUGGACAAGAAGAUCAAGAAACAAAAGAAACUAGCUGAGGCUGAGCUGAGAGCAAACACGGCACUCUACGACAUGUUUCACCUGCCAACAGAUGAAGAACUGGAAUUAGAAAGUAGUCGACCUCUUGAUAUGAGUCAGGUGCACCAGAGGAUGAAGGAAGUCAUGGAGGUGCUGGGAGACUUCAAGACGAGAAGGGAACCAGACAGAUCCCGUGUUGAGUAUAUCUCCGUCCUGCGGCAGGAUCUAAUGACGUACUACAGCUACAAUGAAUAUCUCCUGGACAAGAUUAUGGACAUCUUCCCCAUGACUGAGCUGAUUGAGUUUCUUGAAGCGAAUGAGGUCCAGCGUCCAGUCACGAUACGAACCAAUACUCUGAAGACAAGAAGAAGAGAUCUGGCACAGGCACUGAUCAACAGGGGCGUGAACCUUGACCCCCUAGCCAAGUGGUCAAAGGUCGGACUGGUCAUCUUCGAUUCAUCUGUUCCAAUUGGUGCGACGCCAGAGUAUCUAGCGGGUCACUACAUGCUGCAGGGUGCGUCCAGCUUCCUUCCAGUCAUGGCCCUAGCUCCCCAAGAAAAGGAGAAAAUCCUGGACAUGUGUUCCGCGCCUGGCGGCAAAACAACCUACAUUGCCUCUCUGAUGAAGAACACCGGUCUACUGUUUGCCAACGAUGCCAAUAAGGACCGCGUGAAGGCGGUGGUGGGUAACAUCCACAGAUGUGGCAUCACUAACACCGUGGUGUCUAAUGAAGACGGCAGGUCAUUUCCCAAGAUCAUUGGUGGCUUUGACCGUGUCCUACUAGAUGCUCCUUGCAGCGGGACGGGCGUCAUCUCCAAGGACGAGGCGGUCAAGUCAAGCAAGGACCACCUGGACAUCCAGAGGUGUGCCCAUCUCCAGAAGCAGCUGAUUCUAGCAGCCAUUGACUCAGUGGAUGCUAAGUCAUCGACCGGGGGCUACAUUGUCUUCUCAACAUGCUCCAUAUUGGUUGAGGAGAAUGAGUGCGUAGUGGACUAUGCUUUGAAGAAACGUUCUGUCAAGGUGGUACCCACUGGUUUGGACUUUGGCAAAGAGGGCUUCACAAGGAUCAGGGAGAGACAUUUCCAUCCGUCACUGAAGCUGACCCGUCGAUUCUACCCACACACCCACAACAUGGACGGAUUCUUUGUGGCCAAACUGAAGAAAUACUCCAACAAGAUUCCAGACAAACAGGAUGCAAAUGAGGAGGAAACUGAAGAGCAACCUGGGAAAGAAACAGCCAAUGGAGACAAAGAAGAGGCUGUUGAAAAUCCAGAGGAAGCAGAGCCAGCAACACCCGAGCCAGAAAUCAAAGUGCAGCAUACACCAGGGCAUAAAAAGAGCAGGUUUUUCGCCCGCCGGAAACGGAAGGGCCCGGGCAGUGGGGGAGCCGGAAAUAAGGAAAACCUCAACGGCAAGAGAAACAAAAAGUCAAAAGGAGGGGCAGGAGAUUCUGGGGGAAAGUCGGACUCAACGGCAAGCACGUCUCCGGCAGUCAAGGAGAAGAAAGGGAAGAAAAAGACUCAAUCGCCCAAGGGUGUUACUCCAAAACCCCCAGGUGCUAGGGACAAAAUAACUGGACAAAAGAAGAAACGAGGCAGUGAUGGUACGGGGGCGUCAGCCGGCGGCAAGAGAAAAAGAAAAGAUGUUAAUUGAUCCGUUUGAGAUUAGACUCUUUGUACCCACUUUAUAACAAUGGGUGUACAAAUGGAGGGUAUAACUAGGCUAAGGUGUAGGGAGGGGUGUAACUGGGGAGCUUGAAAGUUCUGGGGAUCUUAGAUCAGUUUGUUCUGUGAGAGAUCUCAGUCUUUUAUGAGGGAUCUGAAUCAUCAACAUGAACUUACAAAACCUUGAAUCAGAUCUUGCAAAUCUCACUUUAAUACCUCUCGCUCUUGACACCGGUGAAUGGCAAAACCUAGUAUUGAAUUUUUCAUUUCCAGAGCCGAAAAUGUCUAUCACACUAGCCCAAUUUAUAGGGACAUACUUUAGGAAGAGGAAUGCCCAUUGAACCUCUGGAUCGAGUGCUGCAGUAAUAUUGACUUUAUAAUAUGAGAUUAUUUUUUGGAUUGUCUGAUACGUGGAUAAUUUUCCUUCAUUUUAUAAAAAAAAAAUAUUAAAAGAAAAUGGCAGUUUCAGCCCUGGCGUAUUAUUAACUAGUCUUCAAGUAAAAAAAAUAACUUCCGAUAUUGAACAUGUUUACAAUAUUCCAGCAUUAAACUGGGUCUACUGUUGGAUUUUUCCAUAUUGAAAUAUUGCUUGAGAGCUCUUCGCUUUUGCAGGAUACAUGGUAUUGUUUCAUUUUAAGAUCAAAUAAUUUUUUUUUUGGGGGGGGGGGGAGCGGGGGACAGAAAUGCAACCUACAAAUGAGAAUCUAUGUGAUGCUUAAACCCUAAAACAUUUCCAUGUUUUAUCAGUUUGUACAAGAUAAUUAUGUUACUCAUUCUUUCCUUUGAGACAUUUUCUUUUAGUUUUAUUUAAAAUAUAACAUCUGCAAAACUAAUGUCAAUUUUAUCAAGUUUCACUAUUUUAAGUCGGCUUUGUUUAUCUCACAUGUCACUCGAUUUGAAAUUCAGUUUGUAAAUAUAUGCAGAUUUGAGUUUUAUAGAUAUUUCCAUUUUUGGGGAUAAUUGGACAGUUCGAUUUUACUCUCUUUUCCCAUGAUAAUUACAACUUUUAUUUUUGAUUAUAAUCAAUUCCAUUAUGUGCACUUGCAUUGUCGUUCAUUUUUUAAUACUCCAAUAAACCAAUACAAUGCAUGGAUUGUAUUUAUUAUGGCA
Messenger RNA from Patiria miniata (bat star), 3927 nucleotides. It is a transcript of the gene nop2, whose product is annotated as probable 28S rRNA (cytosine-C(5))-methyltransferase. Gene Ontology annotation, molecular function: RNA binding; rRNA (cytosine-C5-)-methyltransferase activity. Gene Ontology annotation, biological process: rRNA base methylation; maturation of LSU-rRNA. Gene Ontology annotation, cellular component: nucleolus. The record is from RefSeq and is a predicted model, not a curated record. NCBI's taxonomy places the organism in Eukaryota, Metazoa, Echinodermata, Asteroidea, Valvatida, Asterinidae.